This is a messenger RNA of Talpa occidentalis (Iberian mole), 6603 nucleotides long. RefSeq names its product ubiquitin associated and SH3 domain containing B (gene UBASH3B). The transcript is spliced from 14 exons. The record is from RefSeq and is a predicted model, not a curated record. Gene Ontology annotation, biological process: collagen-activated tyrosine kinase receptor signaling pathway; regulation of release of sequestered calcium ion into cytosol; platelet aggregation. Bases 305 to 2254 code for a protein of 649 amino acids. NCBI's taxonomy places the organism in Eukaryota, Metazoa, Chordata, Mammalia, Eulipotyphla, Talpidae. Gene Ontology annotation, cellular component: cytoplasm. Gene Ontology annotation, molecular function: protein tyrosine phosphatase activity; protein binding.
AUUGCAAAUUCCCGGACUGCUAGGAGAGCAGCAGGGGGGCGGAGGAGAGAGGGCUGCUGCGGGCGCGCAGGGGGCGCGCGGGGGCUCGAGGAGCUGCCGCCGGGUCGGGCUGGAGCAGCUCGCGGGCCGUUCGGGCUGGGGUGGCCUCACCAGGAAGCGUCAGAAUCUCGACACCGGGGGAGCUCGGAGCGCCGCCUCCCGCCCGGCUCCGGUCCCGAGCCCCCUCCCCUCUCAGUCGGGCGCUCUCCUCGCUCCUGGACGCUCCUGCUCCGGCGCCCUCCCGGCGAUGGCUGGCCGCUGAGGCAUGGCUCAGCACGGCCACCCCAGCCCGCUCGGCAUGGCUGCGAGAGAGGAGCUGUACAGCAAAGUCACCCCGCGGAGGAACCGCCAGCAGCGCCCCGGCACCAUCAAGCACGGCUCGGCGCUGGACGUGCUGCUCUCCAUGGGGUUCCCGAGAGCCCGCGCACAAAAAGCCUUGGCAUCCACAGGAGGAAGAAGUGUUCAGGCGGCAUGUGACUGGUUGUUCUCACACGUGGGCGACCCCUUCCUGGACGACCCGCUGCCCCGAGAGUACGUGCUCUACCUCCGCCCCACGGGACCCCUGGCCCAAAAGCUCUCCGACUUCUGGCAGCAAUCAAAGCAGAUCUGUGGGAAGAACAAGGCACACAACAUCUUCCCCCACAUCACCCUCUGCCAGUUCUUCAUGUGUGAAGACAGCAAGGUGGACGCCCUGGGGGAAGUCCUGCAGACCACCGUCAGUCGCUGGAAGUGUAAGUUCUCGGCCCCACUUCCCCUGGAGCUCUAUACCUCCUCCAACUUCAUCGGCCUCUUUGUGAAGGAGGACAGUGCCGAGGUCCUCAAGAAGUUUGCUGCUGACUUUGCUGCGGAGGCUGCAUCCAAAACCGAAGUACAUGUGGAACCUCAUAAGAAGCAGCUGCAUGUGACACUGGCUUACCACUUCCAAGCGAGUCACCUACCCACCCUGGAGAAACUAGCCCAGAACAUUGAUGUCAAACUUGGGUGCGACUGGGUGGCCACCAUAUUCUCGCGGGACAUCCGAUUUGCUAACCACGAGACAUUGCAGGUGAUCUACCCUUACACCCCACAGAAUGACGAUGAGCUGGAGCUGGUGCCUGGGGACUUCAUCUUCAUGUCUCCGAUGGAGCAGACCAGUACCAGCGAGGGCUGGAUCUACGGCACCUCCCUGACCACUGGCUGCUCUGGGCUCCUGCCUGAGAACUACAUCACCAAGGCUGAUGAAUGCAGCACCUGGAUAUUUCAUGGCUCUUACUCCAUCCUGAAUACAUCGUCUUCCAGCACGCUCCCUUUUGGUGAUGGGGUGUUGGAGAGGCGGCAGUAUGAGGACCAGAGCCUGGGAGAAACAACACCCCUGACCAUCAUCUGCCAGCCCACGCAGCCUCUGAGGGUCAGCGGCCAACCCGGCCCUCAAAGGCGAUGCCUCUUCGUGUGUCGGCACGGCGAGAGGAUGGAUGUUGUGUUUGGCAAGUACUGGCUGUCCCAGUGCUUCGAUGCCAAAGGCCGCUACAUACGCACCAACCUAAACAUGCCUCACAGCUUACCUCAGCGGAGCGGUGGAUUCCGGGAUUACGAGAAAGAUGCCCCGAUCACCGUGUUCGGAUGUAUGCAAGCAAGACUCGUGGGUGAAGCCUUAUUAGAGAGCAAGACCAUCAUCGACCACGUCUACUGCUCCCCGUCCCUGCGCUGUGUCCAGACCGCGUACCACAUCUUAAAAGGUUUACAAAAAGAAAAUCACUUGAAGAUCCGUGUAGAACCUGGCUUAUUUGAGUGGACCAAAUGGGUUGCUGGGAACACAUUACCUGCAUGGAUACCUCCGUCGGAGUUAGCUGCGGCCAACCUUAGUGUUGAUACAACCUACAGACCUCACAUUCCAGUCAGCAAAUUAGUGGUUUCGGAAUCCUAUGACACUUACAUCAGUAGAAGUUUCCAAGUCACCAAAGAAAUAAUAAGUGAAUGUAAAAGUAAAGGAAAUAACAUCCUGUUUGUGGCCCAUGCAUCUUCCCUUGAAGCCUGCACCUGCCAACUUCAGGGCCUGUCGCCUCAGAACUCCAAGGACUUUGUACAGAUGGUCCGAAAGAUCCCAUACUUGGGAUUUUGUUCCUGUGAAGAAUUAGGAGAAACUGGAAUAUGGCAGCUGACAGACCCGCCCAUCCUUCCUCUUACCCACGGACCCACUGGGGGCUUCAACUGGAGAGAGACUUUGCUCCAAGAAUAGACCACAGCGUGGAUGACCAGAAAGGGCCCUGGGAAGCCUUGGGGAGGAGUGUCUAUUUGUGUGUUGAGUGACAGUGGGAAAAUCUGAACCACCUUCUAAGCAGAACGCUCAGAAUCAUUUAGCAUAUUUCUUAUCUGCUUUCAAGUUCUUCUGAUGAGAUGGAGUGAAUGAAGGAAAGACUUGAUUCAGGGAUAAAAUUCAUUCUCUCUGGACUAUUGCCCAGCUAACAAGGGUUUCCAGAAUUGUCUUCCUAAAUCAGGGCCUUCGCCACGGCAGAGGAUGCCUACUUUCCUCUGUCUCAUCAGGACUAAGGAACCUGUGCCUCCCAAGGGGGCUGCCUUUCCCCUUGCCAAAGGGAGAAGUGCACCCAGAAUCCAGCAAGGGCCCUGAGCUGCCAGUUUGGUGAUGGAAGCUUCUUUUUAAUGCCACGUUCCAGUAAAGCAAAGCCAGGCUGACAAAUUCUUUUAAGGCUAUUAAAGAAAAAACCUGCCCCCCAGCCCCCAGAUUCAUUCUUAGGUGACACAUCAAGUCCUGCCCUCCAAAUGCCCCUGCACCGUGCUGCUGGCUCCAGCGCCUGUUCCUGGACUCCGAGAUUUACCUGGUACCACCACACUUUCCUAGAGCGACUGGCUACAGCUUUUGGCUGCAGCCCUUCCCCUCUGCUGCAAUCUAUGAAAUGGGGAGACAAAGCACUUUGGAUACUCAGGAGGAGGAUAAAUGCGUGAAACGUUCCAUUCCAGGAACAAAGAACUUGCAAAACCUAAAGUGACUUGGCACUUGUAAAUCACCAGGAUCUGUUGGGCUUUGCCCCCAUCUAGCUGUCACUCAUUACGGAGGUUGACACUUUGCAAAGAUGUACGUUACAUGCACUGAGUCAGCCAGAAGCUCAUUCUCAAGCAGCACAGACACCUUUACAAACUGCACCGAGGGUCAGGCUGUUGUACACCCGGAGUACACGUCAACCGGAACAGAACAUUCACAGACGCAUCACUUAUACCAGGGAUGUAUGACGAAGUCAGGGAACUAAUUUAAAUGACAGUCACGACUGCACUGCUGCUUGUGCUGUCGUUCUUGUUUGUUUUUCUAUAAUAAUUUAAAUUUUAAGGAAAAUCGGGAGAGAGCCACAUCCAGUGGUUUCUCCUCAAACAUGCUUCCUGAAUUUAGAGGGAGUUAAUUUAAAAGAAAAAUAAAUGACAAUCAAGCCAAAACAUCAGUUAUCAAUGUCUAUUUAAUUGUGUGAUGAGCUGACUGCUGACAGCGCAGACAGCGAUCAGGCGGGGUAUGUAGUUCACUGUGUAGAAUCUGUGUGCAAAAUGAAAUCCUACCCACCUAACAGAAUGUUAGUGUUGAGCAAAUCAAUAUAUAUUGCAGCAUCGAGAAAGCUUCAAAGCCCAGAUGCAUAAAACAUACGGUAUAUAAAAAUAGAUCUGUGCUCUUAUUUGCAACUAGAAUUUCAUGAUCCCUGAAAAGAGGAGGAAGUAAAAGGUUGCUGACUGUGUAUGUUAAUCAGCAAGAGGAUAAUAGUUGGAGUUUUUUUUUAAGACACUUAGAGAAAGAAGUCAUGAAUUUUAUAUUUUAAGAAACAAAUCUUGAUUUCUUCUAGCACUGCACAGUGAUCCAGCUUCUGGGUAUAAAAAUAAUUCUCUCUUGACAUCAUUGAUUAACAUCAAAGUUUUAACCUUAAAAUGGAGAAAACAACUUCCAUUAAAAGGUUUUAAGAAAAAAGUGACAUAGCAGUAAAUGUCACUGCCAUUCAUUCUCUUAUCUGUAAUGAAGUGACUCCACUGUUUAAUCAGAUCUAUAAUAUCUACUAGAUUCUACACAAGUUUUCAAGGACUUUCAGUGCUCAGAGUAAUGCUUGCCACAUCACAUCAGAUGUCCUUGGAAACUGUAGCACUGCAUUCAGACAAGUCUGUGCUUGUAUAGAACAAAAGUUCAGAGAAGUUAUCUCUCUCUCUCGGUUGUCUUAGUCCAAUGAUAACCUGACAGGUCAUUUCAGCUGAGCUACAAUCCACUGUCCUUAGCCCAAUAUGGACUGAACCUUAGAUCAUGGUCUACUUGAGCAAAAAUAGGCAGAGAUAGGGAAGUCUGAGUAAUGUAGGUAAAAAAAAAAAAAAAAAAAAACCCUCGAGUGAAAUAAUCUAGCCUAUGUUUAAAUUGUCCAGAUUAUUAUCAUGGACAAUUAUAAUUUAAUGUGAAUCACCUGAAUUCAUGUUAAAUUCUUUUUCACACUUAUUUGAAAAAUUACAAUGGGAUGCCAAUUGAGAAAAAUCUUUGGAAAUUUUGUUGAAUUGAUGUGUGAUAAAAGGAAUAGAUAACUGUAUUACAUGGUUUCAUAUUCAUCCAGAAAUUCCAGGUUGAUAUUACAACUUGAAGUUGAAGCUGGUUCUUUUUGAUCUGUGACUGAUGCUUAUUAAGAACAAAUGUGUUGGACAAGGAAGGAAGAAAACGCCAGAUAAGAAGAACUAAAUUGUUUCUGAUAGACUGGAGUUUUUUGUUUUUUGGUUGUUUUUUUUUUAAUGCAGAAGGUUAUCUGAAAUAAACUAAGUGAGAGAAAAUUAGCUAGAGGAUUUAAUCUAGAAUUGAAAGUCUGAAACAGCUUGCUGUUUGCACAAGUGUGCCACAUCAACCAUUAAUGCUCCAGUAUUAUUCAUAGAUAGGACUUUGCUUUGGGUGAUUUUAAAAUGCUACAUCUAUUCCUCUGUGGAUGAGAAUAAUUGGCACAUUUUAAUGCACAAGCUGGGGGAUUCAUUUUCCCAGGCUCUCUUCUCCAUCACUGCACUGGUAGCUAGGAGCUUUUUGCUUCACCCCAGUAUGGAGUUCAGAAUACAGUGUUUCCCAUUACAUUUAGAUUCAGAGAAUCUGAAUGGCUGAUUAAAUGGCCAUCUGAUGGCCGAAAAAGGGGGGUGGUCUUUUUCACCCUUUAGUGAAAGGCUGGGAGGAGUUUCUACUUUUUAUUUUAAUUAUACUUUAACCAAAGAAUUAUUUUAAAGCAACCUUAUAUUUGAAAGAUGAUUUUGCAAAAAAUAAAAAUAAAUAAAAAAUAUCUUCUGGAGUGAUGUUGAUUUGGUAAUUCAUUGUUAAUAACUUUCUUGCAUUUUAGACUGAUGUUAUCAUCUACCUGUCAGUGGUAUCUGGAAUACAUAUAGAUUGUCAUCUAAUUGUACAUAUAUGUAUCUUUUCCAUUCAACCAGCUGUGUUGGUAUUAAACAAAGUCUCUUAUUUCAAUUACCUAGUGUCAUUGGGAACUAAUUAAACUACAGUGAGAAAAGUUUGGUCCAGUUGCCUUGGCAGCAAAAAGGGGAGGCACUCUCCCCGAACCUAGGCACUCUGCCACUCAGUGUUUAAAUUGAAAGCAGUGAUGAAUUGCUCUUUGGAAUUUACUCUAAGUGACGCGUGUGCUGGAAUACAGAUUAGCCUCCUCUAAUUUCACAGGCACAGUCACAACUGUACUGUGUCUGCACAAACUUCUCAGAUAAUGAGACACAGGGUUAUUUGCAUUUAAAUUGUAGGCCAGUACACAUGUGAGAACUCGGAGGCCUCAGUCCCGCCUGGCCUGGAGGGAUGUGGCUGGCGUAGAAGGGUGGGCAAAAGAGCCAUUUAACAUUUAUCUAGAUUAACGUUCACUUUACAGAGAUGAUGGGGGGAUAUUUGUUAGGUGCUGGCAGAUGCUUUUCAUGUUUAAACAUAAGAUUAAAAUUGGAUUUGCUUCUCUUUAAUACUUCAACAUAUUGAAUUUUCCUAAGAAAGUAGCUAGUUAUAAUGAAAAUUCAAGAGAAGGGGAAAAAGUUGCCUCUAAAUGCAGGGGAAAUAAUGAUUUUUAAAUACACAGAAAAUUAUGUUCAGUGUAUGUAGGUUUGAAAUGAGGAUUAGUCUAACUUAAUAUGCAUUCAGUUCUCAGAAAUGUUUUUUGCACAAUACCUCAGCUGCCAUGCCACAAGAAUCAAAAUUUUGCAGCUGUUCAACUAUUCCUGGACUCUGUACAGGGAAAUAUGUAUGAUGGGAAACAUGUAUUGCUUCUUUCUUUGGUUGAGACAUCCAAAGUGUUUUAGUUUUGCAUAGACCAUUCUAAACCUGUUUGGGGCGGUGCUUUGGUUUCUUAUUUAUAAGGCUGAUGUAUCAUCUUUUUUUUCCUAUGUGAUUUGAGUGUAUUUAUUUGAAGAAAAGGGUUUGUAAUUAUUAAACCACACCUAACUGUAUUGCCAAAUUCCUUGUAAACUACUUGUGGCCUUUGUGCUUUCCUGGCCAACCUUUUCAGGUACAGCUGUGGUGCCAGUGUGAUUAGUUCAUUCCAUCCCAUUUAAAUGGUUCAUAGAUGAUUUAAUAAAGUAAAACUGUGUUCCUCUUCG